UUCAUGGCUGGCCAGCUGACUGGAAAGUAGGGAGACUUCACUGCCUCUUUGGCCAAUUUCACUCACUUUUCUGAGCUCUGCAGUCGCAAAAAGCAAAAGAGUGAUCCAGUAUUCAGUCCACCACUUCCAAAUAAAGCCAAGAGUGGUGAAUUCAGUGCAGAAAGACAAGUUCGCCUACGUGAAAGUCGCUCUCUUUUUUCCCUGUGUUCUGUGAUUCACCGCUGGAAAGACAAUGGCCAAAGUCAUCAGCCAGGAGACCUUCGAUGACACUGUGAAGGAGAAUGUCCUGGAGUUCGAGAUGUCCGUGGAAGAGGCCAAAGAAGAGACCAUCAAGCAAUUUCAGGCACAGGGCGUGAAUCUGGCGAACAUCAUAGUUGAUCUGAAGGUGAACAGCGAGACAGGACGGCCAAUAGUGCUGGAGAGAAUUGAGGAACUCAAGGAGAUUGAACAACUGACUGAGGAAAACAGGAAAGACUUCUUGGAGAAGGUGCAAGUGAUCUCAGAGGAGUGCUCAAAGACUCUUCCUCAUCGUGUCCUGGCGGCGAAAAAUGGCGCAAAUGAUGCUCUCUUGAACGCCCUGAAGAAAGUUUUGGACUCUGAACCUCGCGAUAAGGAAGUCCUAUACAGAAUCCUUGAAAAUCUCGGAAUUCUCUCAGAAAAGCAACCUGACAUCUUCACUCAUGAUUGCCUACAUGCAGCCAUUCGGCUUUUGCAAACGGAAACUGAUGAAUCCUGUGUCCGGGAGUGCCUCCGAUGGCUUCAGAAGGUGUGCAUCCUUCACGAGAUGAAUCGUCAGAUGAUCAUAGAGGAGGGCGCCGUGAAGACUUUGAAGAAUUUCCUGGCGACGCGAUCUCCAGUGCUUGUCAGGGAAUUGUGCAGUCUCUUUCGGAACCUAGUUCUGGAUGAUGACAUCCGGGUGGAAUUUGGGAAGGCUCAUGAGCAUGCUAGGACCAUUGCUGAGUCCUGCCUGGCCGAUCUUACGAAACUGCUCUAUGACUUCAAAGGCGACAGAGACGUGGUGAGUGAUCUUCUGCUGACCAUUGCCACUCUCACGGUGAGAAAUGAGUAUUGUCUGCUCGUUGAGGACGCCGGAGGACUCAAGUUCACUCUGAGCGCAAUGGGAGAGCAUUCUGAGAGUCUGAAACUUCUCCGCGAAGGCUUGAAGUUGCUCAAAGCUCUAGCCGGGAAUGAUGCUGUGAAAGUGAAGAUUAUUCAACAGGGCGCAGCUCCAUUAAUCACCAGUCUCUUGAGCACUCAUCAGGCUAAUGAAUCCCUCGUGCGUUACGCUUUGGCUGCCAUCGCUAUGCUCACGCUGCGCGUGAAAGAGAACAGCCAGGCUUUCUUCGACGCUGGCGCUGCUGAAGUGAUUGUGGGCUGCAUGAAAGUGCACGAGAAGAGCAAAUUCGUGCAGAGAUCCGGCGCCCAUUCCAUCCGAAAUAUGGUGUCCCGUUCGCGGGAUCAGUGCAACGCCUUCAUCUCUCAAGGAGCUGAGGACGUACUCAAUCUCGCCCUAAAAGAGCAUCCCAGUAUCACGUAUGACGUAAAAUCGGCGCUCAGGGAUUUGGGAGUGACUGUGCAGCUGAACGAAGAGUGGACAGGCACGGCCGAAAAGAACAUCACCAAGUGAAAUGGCCAGCACAAUCUUAAGUAUUUGCACAUCAUUUUUCACAAGCUAACUUAUCCUCGCAUCAGUGACAACCUUUUUUACAGAUCUAAUAAAUGUUUAGAGAGGAAUUAAUCCUUUCUAUUUUCUACUUAAAGUAUUCUGAUUGUUUGCCCAGAUUCAGGAUGUUUCAGACAAUAUUUGAUAAUGAUGAUCACUCGCUGUUCUAAAGAAAUGUAUAGUGAAAUUUUCCUUUCAGUUUCUUGAAUAUUUCCUGUGGUUUUUAAAACCUCUCUUCGUCAA
Molecule: messenger RNA, 1906 nt
Organism: Phlebotomus argentipes
Lineage: Eukaryota; Metazoa; Arthropoda; Insecta; Diptera; Psychodidae
Product: armadillo repeat-containing protein 6 homolog
Exons: 4
Coding region: 233-1627 (464 amino acids)
Biological process (GO): hematopoietic progenitor cell differentiation
Molecular function (GO): protein binding
Source: RefSeq, a predicted model, not a curated record